AUGGUGGAUUCACAACAUGUAUCAUUUCAACAACAUCCAUUAUCAACAAAUUCAUAUAGAAAAACAAUAAAUAAUCCAUUAUCAUCAUCGGAACCACGACUCAGACCCGUGCCAAUGACGCCACAUACAACUUUGUUGAUAGAACAAGUUCGUCAAUUGCAACAUGAACUUAAACAAGAAAUAUCAAAAGUUGGCCGCCUUCAGGAGGAGAAUGCAACUCUAAAGCAUUCCAGUUCGUCUACAUCAAAUAAACACUCAUGCACUCAAACAAUUGAUGAAUGUUCCUCUGAAAUUUGGGAUGAAAUAAAUCUUAGUCCCAAAGCUGCCAUCAAGAAGUCAAAGAAAUCGAGAAAAUCAUUAAAGAAACUUGAUCGACAUCCAUCACCAUCCAUACCAACUGGUGAUGAAGAGAUGACACCAAAACAUCAUUCACAAAAAUCAACAAAAAUUUUACAACCAUCAGCAACACCUAUGUUGAAUCUAACGAUGUUCAUAUCCGAUAAUAUUACAAAAUUCGGAGGGACAACAAAAGAGGCUCCAGGCAGAUUCAUUAUAGAAUAUCAACAAAAAGCCAAAACUGCCUAUGGAUGGUCAGAUCAAGCAACGCUCAACGGAAUUAGUCAUUGGCUAACAGGUGCUGCUGCUGAAUGGUGUCAACAAUUAGUGCAAAGUGAUGAACUUCCAGCCACCUGGGGUGAGUUUGUAAAACUAUUUCAAGCUCGAUUUCAAUCACCCGAACGAACAGAAGCUCUGAAAAUCAAAAGAAAUCGUUGCAUGCAGCAGUCAGAUGAAUCCGUAGCAGAUUUCUAUCAGAGGUAUAAGGGACUAGCAUUGGAAAUUGAUCCUAAAAUCUCAGAAAAAACGCUCAAAAGGCACCUCUUUCCGAAGCUACGUCUGGAUAUCCUUCAAUUAAUGGGCGGAGUUGAUGCUGAUAAAUUAGCGUUGCCAGAUCUGAUGAGAAGAGCAGCUAAAGUUGAAUUACACAUACUUCAACGAAAGAAAGGAGGUCAACAGAGAACUGGCGAAUUAGCAGAACCCUCCAUGGCAAUGAAGUCUUCGAGAAAUCAGGAACAACGAGAAAUCUAUUCAUAUACAACAAAAAGAUGUUCAACUAAUCCUGAAUCCGUAGUAGCUGCCAUUGAGUAG
Didymodactylos carnosus is the source of this 1146-nucleotide messenger RNA. Lineage: Eukaryota; Metazoa; Rotifera; Eurotatoria; Philodinida; Philodinidae. The record is from the annotation of a GenBank genome assembly.